UUGACCACCCCCCACGUUCUCUCCCCUAAUCCUGCACUCUUCCCCCCAAUCCUCUUCCUCCGUCUACUCCAAUCUCCGAUCAAUCACCGGCGAAUCGCGAAAAAACCCUAGCCCAGUCCACACGAAAAUGACCACGUACGGCACAAUCCCGGCCUCCUCCUCCUCCACGCCGGCGGCCAACCUCGAGUACAUCGCCCGCGCCAAGGAGCGGAUCAGGUCCGGCCUCGCCGAGCGCCGCCCCUGGAAGCUCAUGUUCGACUUCCGCGCCCUCCGGUUCCCCGCCAACUUCCCCGACGCCCUGUCCAGAGUGCGGACCAACCUCUCCUUCUUCCGCACCAACUACGCCAUGGUCUUCCUCCUCAUCCUCUUCCUCAGCCUCCUCUGGCACCCGAUCUCGCUCAUCGUCUUCAUCGUCAUGAUGGCCGCGUGGCUCUUCCUCUACUUCCUCCGGGACGAGCCCCUCGUGGUGUUCGGCCGCACGAUCGACGACCGCGUGAUCCUGGCCGUGAUGUCGGUGCUCACGAUCGUGUUCCUGCUGCUGACGCACGCGACGGUGAACAUCCUGGUGGCGAUCCUGAUCGGGGCCGUCGUGGUGGUGCUGCACGCGGCGAUGAGGAAGACGGACGACCUGUCCGGCGACGAGGAAGCCGCGGGGACGCGUGGGCUGAUGGGGAGCGUCGGAUCGCCAUCUUCGUGACCCUUUGGACUGUUUGUUGUGACUCGAAUUUUUUCGUUUUUUUCUUCUUUUAUUUUAUUUUUUCACACCGAUUCGCCUCUUUUUAUUUGUAAUUUUUAUUUAUUUCCCGAUUGGAGUGGCUUCGUGUUUUGUACGACAGAGGUUCGAUUAGGAAAAGGUGUUCGUCUUCCUCGGAUUCUACGAUUUUAGUUAUGUUUGCGUGGGAAGUUUGGGAGUUGGAUGAACAAAAUGUUGGCAAUUUCAGAUUUUGUGUGUGUAAGUUUAGGCACUCUGUAUACACCUCUCGAAUUAGAUGCGCAACGUUGGUGUGUUUGUGUGCGAUGCAUUUCAAUAAACGAGACGGCCCAAAUUCGGGAUCCGAGGGGA
This is a messenger RNA of Eucalyptus grandis, 1063 nucleotides long. Its product is annotated as PRA1 family protein F2. Bases 128 to 697 code for a protein of 189 amino acids. Gene Ontology annotation, cellular component: Golgi apparatus; endoplasmic reticulum. The transcript has a single exon. Gene Ontology annotation, biological process: vesicle-mediated transport. Lineage: Eukaryota; Viridiplantae; Streptophyta; Magnoliopsida; Myrtales; Myrtaceae. The record is from RefSeq and is a predicted model, not a curated record.